CUGUUGCCUGUGCCGCCGCGGCUCGGCCACGUCGCGCCAUCGCCGGCCACGGAUGACGGAACGAAGCGGAACCCAGCCAACUCGCACCGGUUUUUUGCGUUUACCUGUUCCCAGCGUGCAAGCAUCAGAUGUCCCCCUUGCCACAAAACCUGACCGAAUACCGAUGGCAGCGGCCCGGUGCUACACAGCUGCUACCGCGGUCUCCUCUCCCAUAGCAGGAGUGGCCGGCCUGUCCUUUUCCCUCCACACAGCCGCCGCCGCCGCCGCGGCGGCGCUUCCCUCGUCGCGUCCAAGAUCGAGAGGAGCGUGGACGUGCGGAGGAGGGCACGGCCACAGGCGAACCGCCGUCCGCGCCAUGGGCUCCGCACCGUCGUCGUCGUCGUCGUCGUCCCCGUCGCCGCAAACGCCGCCAGGACAAGCCCAAGAGAAAGCUAACUAUAAGUCCCUGAGUGAAGAUGAGUGGAAGAAGCGGCUGACUGAAGAGCAGUAUUACGUGACUCGGCAGAAGGGCACGGAGAGAGCAUUCACUGGUGAAUACUGGAACACUAAAACCUCCGGCAUUUAUCACUGCAUCUGCUGUGACACCCCUCUAUUUGAAUCAUCGACCAAGUUCGACAGUGGUACUGGAUGGCCCUCCUACUAUAAACCGAUUGGCGACAAUGUCAAGAGCAAGCUCGAUAUGUCAAUCAUAUUCAUGCCCCGGACUGAGGUGCUUUGUGCUGCCUGUGAUGCCCAUCUGGGGCAUGUCUUUGAUGACGGGCCACCACCGACAGGGAAGAGAUACUGCAUCAAUAGCGCGUCUCUCAAAUUGAAGCCACUCUCAAAUUGAAGCCACAAUAAUCGCUGGAUGCUUUAAGAUGAAGUCAACUGUAACUUCUACCUGUUCAUAACGGGAUGCUUCGAUGUAUUUAACUUUGUUACAUGUGCAUGUAAAGUACUAAGAGUGAUUCACCAAUAAGAUAAAUGUUAAUAUGUUCCAUUGUAGCCUUAAUUCAUUAUAUUUGUGAUCUUUCUGAU
This is a messenger RNA of Panicum virgatum (switchgrass), 1017 nucleotides long. Its product is annotated as peptide methionine sulfoxide reductase B1, chloroplastic-like. Gene Ontology annotation, biological process: protein repair; response to oxidative stress. Gene Ontology annotation, molecular function: peptide-methionine (R)-S-oxide reductase activity. Gene Ontology annotation, cellular component: cytoplasm. Bases 53 to 829 code for a protein of 258 amino acids. The transcript has 5 exons. The record is from RefSeq and is a predicted model, not a curated record. NCBI's taxonomy places the organism in Eukaryota, Viridiplantae, Streptophyta, Magnoliopsida, Poales, Poaceae.